AUGUUCGGGAAACGAGAUAAGAUUUCUUCGGUGAUAUUAGCAGCAGUGAAUUUGCGAAUUUUAUUUAAAGUAAGCUAUUUUUUAUGGAUAAAAUUAUUGGCACCAAAUUUAGGUUUAAGUAUAGAUUUGACAAGUCAAGGUAAAUGGGCAGUUAUCACGGGAGCAACCGAUGGUAUUGGCAAAGCAUAUGCCAAAGCAUUAGCUGCUAAAGGACUUGAUAUCGUCUUAAUAUCAAGAUCAUUAAUAAAACUAAGAAACGUCGAAUCUGAAAUAAAAGAGAAGUAUGGGGUGGAAACUCGUAUCAUUGAGGCUGAUCUAACUAAAGGUCAAGAGGUGUAUUCAAAAAUAGCUGCAGUUAUUGAAGAACUCGAAGUUGGUAUUUUAAUUAAUAAUGCUGGAAUGGCUUACGAUUAUCCAGAAUUGAUGACAGAAAUGCCAGAAGAAACGUUGAAUAAAAUAUUGCAAAUUAACGUUGCUGGUCUUACCGGUGUAACAAGGGUAAUUCUACCAGGCAUGAUAAAACGAAAGAAGGGUAUUGUUAUUAAUAUAAGCUCAUUAUUGGGUGAGGUUAUAAGUCCAUAUUUAACAGUCUAUGCUGCAAGCAAAGCUUAUGUCAUUAAAUUCAGUGCCGAUUUAGCUAAUGAAUUAUCUUCGAGUGGUAUUACCGUGCAAUGUAUCAUUCCUGGACCAGUUGCUACCAAGAUGUUGAAAAUAAGAACAACAAAUUGGAUGAUACCGAGUACUGAUGACUUCGUAAAAUCUUCCUUGAAAACUGUAGGAAUCGAAUCAUUAACAACUGGAUACUUUUCUCAUCAUUUAUUUUAUGUAUUUGCGAACACUGUCGCAUACGUUUAUGAGAAAGGUGCAAUACAACUCACACGUCGGAUUAUGUUGUAA
This is a messenger RNA of Polistes dominula (European paper wasp), 897 nucleotides long. RefSeq names its product very-long-chain 3-oxoacyl-CoA reductase. Lineage: Eukaryota; Metazoa; Arthropoda; Insecta; Hymenoptera; Vespidae. The record is from RefSeq and is a predicted model, not a curated record. Gene Ontology annotation, molecular function: oxidoreductase activity. Gene Ontology annotation, cellular component: endoplasmic reticulum.